Amoebophrya sp. A25 is the source of this 2044-nucleotide messenger RNA. NCBI's taxonomy places the organism in Eukaryota, Dinophyceae, Syndiniales, Amoebophryaceae. The record is from the annotation of a GenBank genome assembly.
AGACGAAGGAGGUGCUGCUACGCUGCCCCAGUCACCUGAGAACUACAUGCUGAAUGGUGGAGAUUCGCUAUCGAAGGCGUCGCCAGGAGGAUCCUCACUCUCAGUUUUAUGUCAGCAUUUGCAUCAUCAUGAUCUUCAUCAUAUGAGUAUGUGGUGAUACAACGUUAUUCCAGUACUAGAAAUUAUAAGCUUUUUACCUACUUGUCUUAGUGACGGAUGGUAGGAUCGCCCGAGGGCGUAACACGUGCGAGACGAUCGGGUCGCGCGCGCGAUAAUAAUAAUAAUAAUAAUAAUAACUUGUCUGCGAAAUAAGAAAGAUCUUGUCUCAACAGCCCGGAGGAAGAGACUUCCUUCAGGCUCGUCGAGUUGUAACUAAAGUACUAGGACUCGAUACAUAGAUGCUGUAGACCAGCAUGCAAUCUCUAAGAAGAACAAGCACGAGCCGCGGGCGUUUCAACCAACGAAGCACUAGUCGUAGUACCGCAGCUUCCACUGCGACCACGCUGCAGAGGAACAACAUUCGAGGUGCAGGAGGAUCAUCUCGCGCAUCCAGCCUGGGCGGUCGUGGUUAUCGUCGGGGAACGUCUCUUGGCGCGACUUCGCGAAGCAAUAAGCGAGUCCACAACAGCACUGCUGCUGUUGUUUCUUCGUCCUCCUCUGAUCCAGUACGCCUGUUGGAGCUCAAAUUCAUUAACAAAAGCCUCUUUCACUUAAGGCUAGUUUAUCACUAUCCCAAAUAACCGUUUCAUUUUUGGCUCAUAUUCUUCCUCAGUUGGUCGUGCCGCCAGUCAAACUCUAUUCCUGAGUUGAAUCCCCCUCCGUUUAAAAGGGGAGAACUGACCUUAAAAGAAUAGUAGAAAGCAACUCAUUCAAGAAUCAGGGAUAGUGAAAAAUUAAAGCUAAUGCAGCUCUCGGAAGUUAUCCAAGGAUUGCGCAAAGGGCAAAAGGUCUGUUUCCGGAACUCCAAACUGACCUAUCUCCUCCAAGACUGGUUAGCGAGUAAACAGGUGUACUUUUAAGGCGUCAAAUUUAGUAGUAAACAAGCUCUUCAUGAUACCAAUAUUUUGUUCCUUUUUUGGCGGAACAACUAGAUCGGACGAAACAGAUCACUUGACUUCUGAAUCACCCACGACAAUGAUUGGAAUAAUAUACAAACCACUUCUUUGAUGAACACUACUCAAAUCUUCUCAAUGGAAUAAACAAACCACUUUGUUGAUGAAUACUAGGAGUCAAUUUUUCUUGAGAUGGGGUCUUGAGAUUGAGCAUGCACGUACCGAAGUAUAUCCGAGAUCUACACGACGAAGACUACCACUACUUCUUGUUGCACUCGUAGACGAUGAACUUAACAACUGAUGCAUAUUAACACCGCAAUGAUUGGCGUUCACCGUGUAGGUGAAGGCUUAGGUCCCGCGACGCUCAAAGCACUAAGCAAAGCGAACCGGUUAGUUUUCACCUCUGUAAAGUCUAGAAAUAUUUCGGAGACAAUCUAUUUGAUAUGAUCUUUCGUUGUCGAGCAGGAUCAUUGUUCUACUAGAAACGAAAAAACCCUAUUUUGAGCCACCAAUUAGUUGAGCAGUGCCUUUGUUCUAAUAUUCGUUGGCUACUAUUUCGCCGAGUGAGUUGUGUUUUGAGGAGUCUCUGGCGACGCUGCGUUUCGCUGAUGCAGUGACAAAUUUGCCCAAAGUUCGGAAUCGCCGCCUAGAAGAGUUUCAGAGAGAAGCGGCACAACUACGUAUGGAGACGGACGACAACGAUUCCUCGUGUGCAAGUGCUAACGGGGACGAGACCACGAUCCUGAUUUUAAGGCUCAGCGUUCAUUGGUCCUUAUUUAGAUGGCUGGGGUCACUGAGAGCGAAGAGGCGCCCCCGUGAGAUAACGAGGGAAAACAAGUUGAGAGGUGUGGGGCCCCUUUCGUUCAGAGUCAGUGACCAGUGAGCGCUGGCCUCUAAUGGUUGCGCCGAGGCUGACACCAGCACAGUUGCAGGCAACGCGAGUGAAAACGAUAGAAAGAUGUGCCGACAGUGGUCUGUUGCUGCCCUCGUGA